CUCUACACAGCGCCUUCCCAAAAUCCAAAUCACCAAUUCCUAAAGAAAUUGAUAAAUUGCCAGGUAGUCUCCCUCUUGGCCCUCUCACGCCCAACGUUCCAAGCCGUGGCCGUCCCACCCAUCGCCGCAGCCCUCUCACGCCAAAUCCGCAAAGCAGUUAAAAAAAGAAGACAUUUUUAAAAAAUCGGGACUGGAUAGCCGGGUAACCGAUUGAAUUUUCGGAUCGGGGUAUCGGGCAGUUGUUUUUGAGAUUUUCGGGUUUGGGUACCCGAAAUCUUCGGAUCGGGUCCCUAAGUCUUAUAGUGUUCAGCUAUUCAGUAGUUUUGUCAUUUGACUAAUCGCUAUAGGGUACCCCUUCAUCUUCUCUCAUUUUCAGAGAAUAAUCUUCACGUGGAAAAUCAGGUUCGCACACUCCCAAUCCUCUUCUCCUCCACCUCUUCACACCUCUGCUAAUUACCCACAUUUUUUUUUCUCAAGACCUUUUAUGUCUCCUCACUGCUUAACCUCUUGAAUUUGUAUCAUGUCUGACGAGUCUGAAUUUCGUUUCGGGUGCUAAUCUGAAACAUCUAGCAAAUCGAGCCUUUUCUAUGGUGUCCAUAAGCCCGAAGAGGACGUAUUGAGCACUUGUAUGGUACCUUGCAAAUGGCAGAAUAUGCAGCCAUUCCACCCGGACCACCCCAUGUCAAGCUGCAAGUUCGUGGCACUCUCUUAGAAGAGUGGUCUUGUCUGCCAAAAGUUCCCUAUCACCCCGCAAAAAGGGGCUUUCCUAGUGGAAGUAAAAAAGUUAGUACGCUGUCUUCCUGCAGAAUCAUUGCACCUCAAAAAAUAAUCCUCAAUGGAAGUCCAAGUCGGAAGACUACCAGGUGCUAUUGCUCGAAUGCCCUAGCCAACAUUGGUGCUGUAGCUGCAGCUGCAACUACUUCAGACUGGGUCCCGUUCAUUGAUCAAGUCCUCCUUUUGGCAAGUAUUAGCCUUACAUAUAUGGCUGGAGUAGUUCCUCAGGAGAAAUCUCCAUUUAAUACUCAAACAAGUGUGCCACCUUUUGACGUGGUCCCUGAAAACUCUUCCUCCUCGGGUAGUUCAGCGACAAAUGAUGAUGAGGUUUGGUUGCAGUUUGCCUGGGAUGUUGUAAGAGACAAGCUAAUGGAUUCAUUAUCAACUCUUAGUGAUGGGGUUAAUCCUAGUGAAAACAGUGGGAAACUUGAACUAAACCCUGCAACACAGCCUUCAAGCUUGUAUGCUGUUUCUGAAGGUCCUAGAAUAAGACUUCUCUGGAGAUCAUUUCAGUGGCUUAAAAAAGAGGUGACCAAUAUUUCUGUGAACGCUGCUGAAAGGUCUGGAAAUGACUUUUUGGCUGUCUUUGCUGAAACUGUUCAAAAUUGCUGCCGUCCUCUAUUCAUGGCAUGGCUUGAAGAGGAGAUUUGCCUCAUCUCGAGAAAACCUGACAAAGACCUUCUCUCUUUGGCCGAAAGUAAGCUGAAUAGAUAUGACAGCAUAUUUCAAAAUAUCAGAAAGUCAGGCAAGGAGGAUCUAUAUGCAGAAUUGGUAUAUGCCCUUAAAUUUGGUUCUUCCAGGAAAGGUGGCUACUAUAACUCUACCUUGUUCAUCCAACAUGGAGUAGCCAUAUUAGAAGAUUUGCUGAUCACAUUAGCAGAUGGAAUUGCAAGCAUGUACUUGGAGCUUAUAUCUGUGGAUAGUAGCUUGUCCAAUGAAAUGAACAAUCUUGGUUUGAGCUUGUGUAACCUCUCGACCAGAUCACUUCAGAGAUUACGCAAUGAGGUGGCAAUGCAUCAAUGGUUGCAUCAAAAUAUGGCCGCAGUGGCAUCUAUGUAUGAGGACCGAUUUGACCUUUGUAUACUUGAAAGUCAGCCUACUGAGUCCAGAGGCAGUGAGACUGAACUUUUUGGUUGGUUAAAGAAGAUUAGUUUUAUGAGAUCAGAUUCCGUAUCAUCAGCACUACGUUAUGUUAAUAUCAAUAGCAUAUCUGUACCUGUUAAAAGGACCAAGGAAUUGAGGGCAUUAGUUGGGUGGAGGUACUACUUCAGUCUAUUCCUUGAACUGUCUGACAUCAGCAUGCCGAUUGUCAAAAAGCUUGUUGCAAAAGUCAGUGAUGCUAUCUCGUUCGUCCUUGUCUGCUUGAUAGGAAGGUCACUGGGGCUAAUCUAUUCUGGAAUUCGGAACGCCUUACGACUGAAGUAAGGUACAAAUAAGCCAGGUUGUCUGUUAAGCUCAUAUGAUGUCCCUGAAUUCUUGAAAUUUUUUGAAGGCUCUUUGAAGUGAUAUUGACUUUAGAUAUGAUUCAAGACAAAAACUUCAACUCCUGCACUUUGAUUGUAUUUACAAUGGAACCUUCCUUUAUUUUUGAAGAACAUACUGUAGAAGAUUAUUUUGAAAAUCUGUUUAUUCCUGUAGUC
This is a messenger RNA of Salvia hispanica, 2414 nucleotides long. NCBI's taxonomy places the organism in Eukaryota, Viridiplantae, Streptophyta, Magnoliopsida, Lamiales, Lamiaceae. The record is from RefSeq and is a predicted model, not a curated record.